Solanum verrucosum is the source of this 1942-nucleotide messenger RNA. Its product is annotated as magnesium/proton exchanger. The coding region runs from base 11 to 1633 and encodes 540 amino acids. The transcript is spliced from 8 exons. Gene Ontology annotation, cellular component: membrane. The record is from RefSeq and is a predicted model, not a curated record. Gene Ontology annotation, biological process: transmembrane transport; metal ion transport. Lineage: Eukaryota; Viridiplantae; Streptophyta; Magnoliopsida; Solanales; Solanaceae.
AUUUAUCAAGAUGACCUCGCUGGGAAACUAUACCACUGACAGCACCAAUGGACAUUCAAAUAUCCUUAGACAUGAAAAAUGUGAUGCUUAUUUACUUAUCCAUCUAGAAACUGCUCUUGGUGAAGGCUUUCGAACUUUCUUGUAUUCUUUGGGUCUUGCCUACUGCUUUAUUGGAUUGUCAGCUAUAACUGCUCGGUUUUUCCGAUCCAUGGAGAGUGUUGUUAAGCAUAGUCGGACUGUAGAGAUGAUAGAUCCUCUCACAAACACAAAAGUUGUCAAAAAUGAAAAGGUGUGGAAUUACACAAUUGCAGACAUCACUCUACUGGCAUUUGGGACUAGCUUUCCACAGAUCUCGCUAGCUACAAUUGAUGCAAUACGAAAUAUUGGAAAAUUAUAUGCUGGAGGUUUAGGUCCGGGAACACUCGUUGGAUCUGCUGCUUUCGAUCUAUUUCCAAUACAUGCUGUUUGUGUGGUGGUUCCUAAAGCUGGAGAAUUGAAGAAGAUAUCAGAUAUUGGAGUCUGGCUUGUUGAGCUCUUUUGGUCCUUUUGGGCCUACAUCUGGCUGUAUAUAAUUUUAGAGGUGUGGACUCCAAACGUUGUAACUUUGUGGGAGUCUAUCUUAACAGUGUUGCAAUUUGGGCUAUUGCUGAUACAUGCCUAUGCACAGGACAAACGUUGGCCCUAUUUGUCCCUUCCUAUAGAAAGAGCUGAGAGGCCAGAGGAGUGGGUGCCUGCUGAGGUUGUUAAAUAUAGGCCUCUUGACAAGGUUCAUGAGCCACACUCGGAAGUAUCUCAAGUUGGUGAAGAAGAAAAUAGCGGAAUUGUUGAUAUAUUCUCCAUUCAUUCAGGAGAGGGGACAGGUCAUUUUUAUCGAAACUUAGCAGGUGAAGAUGUCACUGAAUCGUCCACGCUGAAUAAUGGCAAUAUCAUUCCUGAAGAAUCUGAUAUCCUCUCAAUUUGGAAGCAUCAAUUUGUGGAUGCUCUCAUGUUGGAAAGUGCGGAAUCCAGAAAAUUGAACAAUAUAUACCUACGUGUUGCAAGAAUUUUCUGGCAGUCACUUCUUCUACCAUGGAAGCUUCUUUUUGCAUUUGUGCCACCUUAUCAGAUUGCCCAUGGGUGGAUUGCUUUCAUAUGCUCUUUGAUAUUCAUCAGUGGAAUAGCUUAUGUCGUGACAAAGAUCACAGAUUUGAUAAGCUGUGUUACAGGAAUAAAUCCUUACGUCAUUGCGUUCACAGCUUUGGCAAGUGGAACCUCAUGGCCUGAUCUCGUGGCCAGCAAAAUUGCUGCAGAACGACAGCUUACAGCCGACUCUGCCAUUGCUAACAUUACCUGCAGCAAUUCGGUGAACAUCUAUAUAGGCAUUGGCGUACCCUGGCUAAUCGAUACACUGUACAACUACAUUGCAUACAACGAGCCAUUGCGAAUAGACAAUGCAGAAGGACUAAGUUUCUCUCUGCUUGUUUUCUUCUCUACUUCUGUAGCCUGCAUUGGUGUUUUGGUGUUUAGACGACUCACUAUCGGUGCUGAGCUUGGCGGACCAAGAGUUUGGGCAUGGGUGACUUGCAUAUUCUUCAUGUUGUUAUGGCUUAUAUUUGUUGUGCUAUCUUCUCUCAGAGUUUCUGGUAUUAUAUAACAAUCUCAAUCCAAAUCAUUCUUAGAAAGGGGUAUUUUUUUUACUCGUUGUAUCUAUCGAUGGAUAGAUAUUGGUCUGAGACGGGCUUAAACGGCAAUCUAUGAUCGAUUCUGACUUGCUUGGGAUUGAUAGUAGUUGUUAUUGUUGUAUUGUAUUGAUUUAUGGAUAUUGGACAGAGAUGGGCUUAAAUGGAGCGAUAAGAACAGUGAAGAUUUAUAUGGUCGAUUUCAACUUGCUUAGGAUCGAUAAUAGUUAUUGUUGUAUUGUAAUGAUCAAUGUAAUGUAGCCUUACACUCUUGCAAGUUGUAU